GAACGCACGACGGUUGUUUUGUUACGUGGGGUUACGCGGUGCAGUUCCCGUGAGAGUGUGUGGUGGUGACUAACCCCAAAAUUGUGUCCCCCUUCUUCGGUCCGAAAAAAAUAAAAACCCGAAAGAAAGCAUCCGAUGCGAUCGGGGUUGUACAAACAACGCACAUGGAGUUGAAUAGGUACAACAUCACCGUGUAGUCACUCCAGGGUGCAUGGUAUUUCGUGGCGUAGCGGAAAAGAAUGAAGGAAAGGUGAAAGAAAUUAGGAAGCCGUAAAAAGAAAAAGUAAACAUAAACCAUCCGCGCAUCCCCUUUCCGGGUGGAUAUGGUUGUGUGUGUGUGUGGAUGUCGAUCGUGAAUCUUCUUUGCUGCAGCAGAAAAUAAGCAGUACUCGCGGUUGUCUUAUCAUUUGUACCGUGCGCGCUCGAACCGCCGAUCCGUCGUUUACCGAUGUGCUAAAAACCGGUCAACACAGCUCCACUAAUCGACGAUGGUUCAGCUGGAACAGUAAUUAGAAGGAACGAAACCGGGGCCCUGUCUGAGCAGUUAACUGGACAAAUCACAGACGCCGAAGAAAGCGAUCCAUAAAGAGCGUCCGUCGCCCAUUCCUGCUUCCUCGUCGCAAGGGACCAACUCGCAGCGCGCGAGAUGCGACAGCAUUUGCGUGAACAGCUAGCGGUCCGUUACCACCUUCACCAGCGACAGCACAACCAGCAACGACGUCAUGCCGGCAAUUAAGCCAAACAUCUACGCCGUGAUAGUGACCUCGGUGGGAUUCCUCUGUCUGGUCAUCAGUGCGACAGCGGUCGGGGUGCCGGUAUGGGCGUACUACGAGGGCCGCGGUAUGGAGGAUCGUGGAUAUUUUAGUCCUUGGCAAAAGUGUCAGGUGCUCAACUAUCGGGAACGGUGCGGUGAUGUUGGACGCUUCAAACCGGAUGCCGUCGUGUUUGUGAGCGGACUGUUGGCGGUCGGUGGAUGCGCACUGUUCGGGAUCUUUUGCGUCCUGAGCAUAAUCCAAAUUGCGAUGAUAUCGUCUCGCGAUCGUGUCUGUAUGAGCUACAAAGCGCUGGUAAUGGUGAAGCUAGUCGCAGCCGUACUGGCCGCCGGUCUAUCCAUAGCGGCUGCAAUUCUGUUUGCGCUACAAACCGAUGACUAUGCUCGAGGCUAUAGGAUCACACGGGGGAUAUCUUUCUAUCUGCAAAUUCUCGUGACGGCACUGUCCCUAGCGCUGCUCGCUUUGGCCGCGUACGAUCGUAUCCUUACGAAGCGACCCGAGGGUGACCCAACCAUGUUGUCGAACGCAACGUCCAACGGUCGAGGAGGUGGUCGUACCGGUUCCACCUAUAAUAAUCCCGGCUUCCGAGAGCCGUCACACAAUCCCAAUGGCAUUGCAGUAACAGAUUCAUCCGGGCGGCCAUACUCUUCCGGCAUGAAUGGUAGUAUGCAAUCGGUCAACACGACCGUUACAACCGUCUCGAACGGUUCGACGAUCGGGUCGGGAUCAGUAACGAGAACACCGUUACGAUCGAGCCUCAAGAAACCCCGCCCACCAAACACAACAACGGACGGGUUGGGCAUCCGCAAUCCCGGCUACUCCGGCGGCAAUCAAUCACCACGAAUGCAGCGGAACGGUAGCGUUAAGAAGGUGCGUAUCCAAACGCACAGCACAGAUGUUUAGUGAAUAGUAAGAUUAAGAGCAUAAAAGAAGGGGGUAAUCGAGGGUACUAAACGUAGGAUAGAUUUCUGUCGCUCGCAACACUCUCAAGCAUUCCGUCCAAUUGUAAUCCAGCACGUCCAUGCUAGAAGACAAGUGAAACAAAUCGUACUGAUUGUAAAUAUAGUAUUUAUGCGUGACCAAUAUGCCACAGCCUGGCAUACAGCGGACGCCAGCCCCUUUGGCGCAACAAUCCAUACUAGAGAUAAUCAAUUGAAUAAGUAUAGCACGCGAAGGCGGAACCAUUGGCGUACACGACCAAAUCGGCUUGAAGCGUUUGAGCGAGCUGCUAGUUAGUAGAACAUAAGUGUCGACAGUCCAAAUGCGCAAAAAGUGCUUUAGUGUGAAUUUGUACGGUUUCUUACUGCUAAGGGCAAUUCUCUUUUCACCCGGACCAAGUAAUACAGGUUGCCUUACUACUUACUAGCGACAACAUGCCACUUAAACGCACGUGUAUUCGUUCGUCCAUUUUGUCGAGCAAGUAUUAGUUCCCUUUAUGCCACUUUUAGAAUUCUUUAAGGGUCACUGUACGGGAGGAAAUAGUCGAAUGCUGUCUUGUUUCUUAGCAACAAAUGACGGGCAAACAUGUGAUUGUAAUUCAAGAUCGUAUUAUAAUACGGUACAAAGCUGGACACACUCUCACACGUAGCCUUUUCCAUGGGUUACGCCAUUUGUUUUAAUCACUAGCUGUUAAAUUUACGUUUUUAAACUCUUCAUAGCAACAUAUCUCGACAGGCGUGCGUGGAUAAGCAAUGAUUGCGGUCUUCCAAGGUUGUUAGUAGCGUGUAGUAAAUGUAGGAGAUAUCAUUAAGCGCACGUCCGCAUUCCGCAUUGAAAUGUAUUCCGUCCCGAGGGAGAAGAUUCUCGUUAAAUUAGUAGCAUAGCAGUUUAGUGUAUCGCAUUGUUAUUAUUCAUAUUCCACCUGAUGCAGUAGCAGCAUUCCGGUCAGUUUUAAAUCUCUCCUAACAACCGUCCGUUUGUGUUAAUGUUUAGAGUUUUUUGGGUUCCGGUGUGAGACUGUGCUCGCACAUGGAAACUUGUUUAUUACUUAACCAUAAGAGCAUUAAUUGCAAUUUGUAAUCGCAGACCCUUAGAAGGGUAAGUCUUCGUUUUUUUCGCGGAGACAUUAACAAACAGUAUCUGAAUUAAAACGGUAUAGUAAAAUCAUCAUCUAUCUAUAUCUAUCAUCACAUAUCAUCUUUGGAACGCAAAGUAUCUAAAUAUAGCGAUGUGAUUUUUGCUCCAUCGUUUUCUAUUUGUUUGAGUCACAGCCAAGCAGCGCUUGAUUACAUGUAGACGUGUGAGUGUAUUUUGUGUGAAAGAAGCACAGCUUUUUUAUCUAUGUUUAUAAAAGGAAGAAAAGAUUUAUUUGCUAGUUAGAUUUUUUUUAUUACACUAAAGCAGUGAAAGGCAAUACAAGCGAAAUGUGGGUAAGGGCAUCACGUUCUAAACCAUGAGAAAGACAGUAGCCGAUACUGUGAUUCAUUAAAAAUGAAUUCUAUAAUUCCUGUUCGAUCGUAUUACGGUGUUUCUCCGUUGUGACGAGUAUUUCUUUUUUAAAUAGUGAGUGGUGUGUAAAAUGUAGGAAAAGGAAGCGUAACAAAUGACAAUGGAAAUCUGUAAUAAAUCCAGAAAAAAAUGUUCACACUACUGUAGUAAAGGCCGAGGGAAACCCCGAAGUUGCAA
Messenger RNA from Anopheles moucheti, 3398 nucleotides. RefSeq lists its product as uncharacterized. Bases 723 to 1676 code for a protein of 317 amino acids. The record is from RefSeq and is a predicted model, not a curated record. NCBI's taxonomy places the organism in Eukaryota, Metazoa, Arthropoda, Insecta, Diptera, Culicidae. The transcript is spliced from 5 exons.